AUGUCUGUGCCUGUAAUCAUUUCUUCCUUCCAUUGCAGCAAAUCCCAAGAUCUAAACAAGCCAGCUGAGGACAACAAGUCCCAAGAUGUAGAUGAGCAUGGGGAAGAUGACAUCAGAUCCCUGAACGAUCAGAGCGAAAGUGACAGCAAAUCCCCAAACCCAAAUGAUCUGAGUGAAAAUGACAGCAAGUCCCAAGACCCAAAUGAUCAGAGCGAAGGCAAACCCCAAGACCUUACUGAGCUGUCCGAAGACGGUAAAUAUCAAGAUCGGAAGAAUCAGAGCGAGGAGGAGCUCGUGACGCCGUCUGGGACAUCGGAGCCGCAGUCCCAAGAUGGGAAGGAGAAUCCUCAGACACGCAGCUCUCGAUCCUGGGAAAAGACUGCAACAGAUUUGAAGGACGAUCUUUCCAGCUUUCUUACUACUGAGCCGAGCGCAGCUGCUACCCGCUCCUCGCGCAGCUUCGACAGCAAACUCAAAACCUUAAAGCAGGCAGAUUGGGACGAGCUGCAGAGUUCGCAGGACGAAGAGAUUCCUUUCUCCUUAUGGAAGGCUGAGGAUGAAUGGAGAGAUCAAAUACCAACCCAGCACGCUGCAGAAUGCAAGUUUUCCUACCACACCCACUGCUGCUUCAGCGCAACUGAGCAGAUGAUCAGGCACAGCCCAGUGAACCCUACAAAAGGACCGUGUUACCAAAGCUACUUUCUGAAAAAGCAGCGUGCAAAGUUCAAAAGGUGUAAGGUCUCCUCUUCAGCCGAGAGGAUGCAAAAGGCUGGCAGGAAGGAGGUGAAAGAGAGCAAGGUGUUACGCAAAACUCAGCCACCAAGGACCACUUCACCCAGUUUAAGGAGGAGCAAAGUUUUGUACAACCUCUACACGACCUUCUGUGAUGAGGGAGAGCAGUUUGACACAUGCCUUGCUCCAGGAGCAAGAGGACUCUCCAGGGCCUGCACCAUUUUCGGUGCCAUCAAGAAGGGAAAGAUUAACAUCAGCAACCUCCUCCUCAGUUUGCACACGCUGGGUAUCCUGUUGACCAAAUCCGAGAUGUACCAAGCUCUCAAGUUCAUUCCGAUGGAUGUGCAUGGGAAUCUGGAUUUUGCUGACUUCCUGGACAUUUUGAAGACCACCCCAUCCUUUACAGAAAGAGAGGCUCUCAAGAAUGCUCUGUUCAUUUUCAAAAACAUUAGGAAAGACAUGGUGGCCAUUGAUGACUUAGAGACCAUUUUGGCUUGCCUGGGGGUCACUCUGAGCUCCAAGGUUAUACAACAUGCAGUGGGAUCCAUCCGAGUUACCUGGGACGGGAAAAUAAACAUCUCAGAAUUUCUGUCACUUGUGAGAGGACCAACAGUUUGCCAUAAAGGACUAGUAAUACAGAUGAUUCGGAGACCCAAUGGAGAAUGCUGCCUGCUCAUAAUCACCCACCCCUGUUCUAUAAUCCUGAUUAUGAUGCCGCUCUUGCCCAGCUACGGAAGAGGAAAAAUAAAUCCCAGAAACCUGCUGAGCCUGAGCAGACAAAACCCAAAGGCAAGAAAGAUGUCAUUGACUGAAAGCCAAGAAGAAGAAGAGGAGCUUCCUUUCUCAGUGAUCAACUAUGACAGAAUCCAGAAGCAGAAGAAGAAGAAGAGGCUGUCCUUCAACAAGGAUCUUCCAAGGAGGUAUGAAUUUGAAGAGGCCCUCGAAACAUCAGAUUCCGAAAGUGAAGGCAAGAAGCCGUCAGAAGCAGUAUCCGACGAGCAAGCCUUGCAGAAUGCCUUCGAUAUCCUCAACACGCUUGCAAAAGAGGACAUGAAGGGCAAUACACUGCAGUCCACCUUUCACAAAAUGGGAGUGAGUGUGAAUGAGAAAGAGUUCCAGGACGUGCUGCAGAAGGCGGGUUUGGCAAAAGAUGGGAUGGUGAACUUCUCCAACUUCGUGUCUGCCUUGGGGAAAACAAGCCGCAUCACUGAAUUUGCAAUGUUGAAAGGUGCCAUUCAGGCCAUCAACAAGAUUGAAGGAGGCAAGAUGGUAGUGCAUGACCUCCCGGCCUUUGCGAGAUGCAUGGGGGUCCACCUGUCUGACCACGAUUUCAAGCGAGCUCUGAAACAAGUACCUGUGGAUGAUGAUGGAAAGGUAGUUGUGAAAGAUUUCAUGAAAGUCUUCACCAGCACUCCACACUUCUCUGACCUGACAGCGCUGAAGGGCAUCAUGAAAGCAGUCGACACCCUUCGGGAAAGCAGAGUCUCACUGGAAGAACUCAAUCCCACCCUCAAGAGCAUGGGCAUUCGCUUAAACCCACACGAGUAUGAACAGCUAAUCACAAGGACAUCUGCUGAUAGAAUUGGGAAAAUUGAUAUUGGGCAAGUCUUGAAGAAGAUAUCCAAAUUGCGACGCUUCACAGAAAUGGAAGUUCUGAACAAUGCCAUCAAGACUUUUAGCCAGUUCAAGGAUGAGAAAGUGAAGGUGUCGGAUGUGGAGGCCUGCUUCAGAACUAUCGGGGUCCAUUUAGCUAAACCAGAACUAAAGCAAGCCAUAGAUUCUGUGAUAGUUUCCGCUGAUGGGACUGUGGAUGUCAAGGAACUGACCACAGCAAUGAAGUCAACCAGGCGGUUUGCAAAUUUUUCAGGUGUCAUGGAUAACAUCUGUGCUCUCAAGUUAAUAAAAGAGCACAGCUUGGGGGAGUCGCCAUCUGUGGAGGGCACCACGAGCCGCUUUGACCUGCACAUGGCUAACAGGUUGAUUGCUCAGGUGCUGAAGUCAGUACGUAUGACGGAAGCUGGGCAGCGAGGUUUCAUCAAUUUCUUGAGGGUUUUGACGAGGAAUGAUCAAAUCAGAACAGCGGCAGCCUUGACGGAUGGUUUUGAAUCUCUUGCCAAAGUGGAAAAUGGGAAGAUAAGCAUGGAAGGGUUGCAGGUGGUCCUGAACAGCUUCAACAUCUUCUUGACCCCAAAAGACACAUUGGAUGCGUUGGCCCUUUGCAAUGUUGAUGGCAAAAAGACAGUGAAUCUGAAGGACUUCUUCAAAGGAACAACCUAUACUGGCACUUUUAUUACUCAUCCAGAACUUCAACUCACCUGUAUGGCUCUGAACAAGCUCAAGGGCGACCAUUUUAAUCUCCACGCUCUUGAGUCCACCCUGAAGACCCUGGAUCUUCCUGAGACAGAUGAAUUACUGCAGGAAGUGAUGAAGACAGCCCAAGUUGAUAGUCAUGGCAGGGUGAAUUUCAGAGAAUUCAUGAGGGUUUAUACGCUCCUACCAGAACUCCUGGAAGCAACUGUGCUGAAGGAUACUAUGAAUGCCAUGAAUAAUAUCAGAGCUGAACAAGUCCAGGUGGAUGACCUGCCCAAAACCUUGGCCAAUGUGGGCGUCAAAUUGACACCAGAGGAACUCCAGCAGCUGGUCCACUCAGUUCCAGUCACAGGAGACGGGACUGUAGCUUUUGAUGAGAUUAUUAGGAGUGUAACUGGUACGCAGUCUAUCUCAGAAUUUGCUGCUUUACAGAAGGCUUUUGACGCAAUCAGUGAGCUCUGCAAAGAGAAGAUUAAGAAGGAAGAGCUGCCAGUUGCCCUAGAAAUCCUGGGUAUCCGAAUAUCACCCGAGGAACUUCAGCUAGCUCUGACAUCUGUUCCCAUUGAUGGUGAGAUUUUAAUUAAUUUUCCGUAUUUGCCCAAAGGCCUCCAUGACAUCAUUCAUAACACCAAAUGGCACCUUUCCUAUGUGAUCACUUGUUUAUUUGUCCAUUUGUUUCCCCUUUUCUCUCAAUCCGUUGAAGGUUCAGGGAGACUGGAUGGGAUCGAAUUCCUGAAGGUUUGGUUCCAUUCCCCACACUUGUUUGAAUUCGUAGCACUGCGGGAUGCCAUAAAGCAUGUUGAAAGCAUCAGAAACAAGAAGAUGACAGUUCAGCAGCUGGAGGGAAGUCUGGGUGGCAUGGGACUGUACUUGCCCAAUAAAACUUUCAACGAUAUAGUCAAAUCAGUCAAAACUGACGAGAACGGGCAGAUCUAUUUCAAAGACUUUUUGUUAGGACUGGGUGAAACGGAGGAUUUCAUUGAACUGGAAGCCUUACAGCGCGCCGCCACCAUCAUCGACAUAGGGAACAAUGGCUGGAUGCAACCAAAGGAGCUGCAGUCCACUCUGGAUACUUUGGGCAUCUACAUGAAACAUGAAGAGUUCCAGGAAAUUGCAAAGGAGCUCAUGAAUGAUGAAGGGAUUGUAAACGUCAAGGACUGCCUGAUAACUCUGUCCAAGAGGCAACGCUACAAGGACUCUUUGGCACUUCAAUCUGCUGUUGUGAACUUCAGCAAGAUCAGAGGUGAGAAAGUUGACAUCAGAGACUUGGAGUCCAUUAUAGAAGGUCUGGGUAUUAACUUGAGCAACACUGAGUUCCAGGAUGCCUUAAAAGCCAUCCCUGUAGAUGAAUUCGGAAGAGUGACUUUCAAGGACUUCCUGACCCGUGUAUUGCACAAUGAGCGUUUCUCUGAAUCUGCAGCUUCUUGCUUCUUAAUUUGGCGACCCGCUUUCCUCUUUGCAGCUGUACAAAACCUCUACAUGCUCAUUAGCAAAAUGGAUGGUGAUAAAGUUGAGGUUUCUCAGCUGAAAGACAUACUGGCUCCCAUCGGCAUCCUGUUAACCAGGAACGACGCUAAGGAGGUGCUGAGGAGCAUGGCAGUAAAAAGGGAUGGUAUGGUGAAACUGAAAGAAUUUAUGAACGAAUUGCCCCGUACCCGGCGAUUCUCCACAGCUGUAGAGAUGGAAGGAGCUAUGAAAACGAUGAAUAGCAUCAAACAAGGCUGGGUGGACACUGGAGAGUUGGAUUCUAUCAUGCGCAGUAUGGGCCUCAAUUUACUUCCUGAUGAAAUCGAGCAGGUGUUGAAAAAUGUUACCCAAAACGAUGAUGGGAAAGUGAGUGUGGAAAGUGUCUUGUCUGCGUUGACCAAGACUCGACGCUUUUCCCAAGUGGAAAGUAACAAGGUCCCCAUCGAAAACCUGGAUUCCAUUCUUGAAAGCGUGGGGAUUGUUUUAACCAAAGAGGAGAUGCAGGAGGUCCUCAAGCAAGUUAAAGUUGAUGAGGAUGGGAAAGUGAACCUCAAUGAAUUUAUGAAUAGCCUUAGUGAAAUGAGGCAGACUCUUGAAGGUGACCAAGGGGAUAUGGUUGCCAUGGAAGAGGUAGGUUCCUCUUUGUCCAACUUAGGGAUCCACUUAACCGAAGAGCAACUCCAAGAAGCCUUGAAGUAUGUGACUGUGAAUGGUGAGUGA
This is a messenger RNA of Lacerta agilis (Sand lizard), 5229 nucleotides long. RefSeq lists its product as uncharacterized. Bases 1 to 5229 code for a protein of 1742 amino acids. Lineage: Eukaryota; Metazoa; Chordata; Lepidosauria; Squamata; Lacertidae. The record is from RefSeq and is a predicted model, not a curated record. Gene Ontology annotation, molecular function: calcium ion binding. The transcript is spliced from 42 exons.